AUGCCUGCCCACGUCCUCGUGGGGCGCUGUGUGUUGGGGAGUAAGGUGGAGGAAAUUAUUUCUCACCGUAAUAAUAAUGGCGAGGAGCAGUACCUCGUUCGAUGGGCCACUGAUGGCGGCCCAUCGGGUGCCAGAGACGUACCAUUCUCGUGGCAUGCCCCGUCGGAGCUGGACACAUGUCUUGGCCAUCUACAAGCCUAUCUCGAGAGCCUCCUCGCUCAACCGCCACGACGCAAAAAGCGCAAGCGCGCCGUGGACGCCGCAGACCACCAAGCCCGCGCUUCCCCGGCGGAGCGUGUCCGCGACGACUCAUCAACCUCUUCAAACUCCCGCAUGAAUUCGCCCGUCAUUUCGCAACUGUCCACAUUCCCACGUGACGAGCCCGAUGCCAAAGUCUACAAUGGAGUCCUCACCGUCGAAGAUGGCUUCACCUUGGCUGUCCCGUCUCCGUCAGCGCCGCAUCGCAUCGAUGUUCGCCACGUUCCUACCCCAGCUAUGAUUUCCACCGCGAAGACGGCAAGCACCGCCGACGCAGCCGCCAAAGUACGUGCCGAGGUCAUGAGACGCCUCGACACCUUACCUGGUCCAAAGAUCUCUCUCGUGAACACAAUUGACGACAACUCACCGCCGCUGAGCUUCCAGUUCAUUCAGAAAAGCAUCUUAGGCGAAGGUGUGUAUGCCGCAGACCCCGCUACCAGGACCGGCUGUACGAAGUGCAAGGCCCAUAUGGGUCAGAACAUGGGAUGUGAAUACAGUAAGCUGUGCGACUGCCUGGAGUACGCCGCGGUGAGCGAUACGGAACGGAUGCUGCCCGAGGAGCGCGAACGAUGGGAGGCCAUAAAAGCCGAAGGCGGCUUCGGCGACACUGCUGGGCUACCCAAGAAGUUUCCAUACUACUCGAGCGGACCGCGUUCUAGCGCCGAGAAGUGCGGAUGCCUCGUCCCCUUCUACCUCGACCGCCGUUAUCCCAUCUACGAAUGCAAUGAGAAUUGCAAGUGCGGACCGGGCUGCAAGACGCGCAUCGUGCAAAAGGGAAGACAGGUUAGGCUUGAGAUCUUCAAGACGCCCAACAGUCGUGGUUGGGGCCUGCGCUGCAAGGACCCGCUUCGGACCGGCCAGUUCAUCGACACGUACCGCGGCGAGAUCAUCACGGACGACGAGGCAACCCGCCGCGAGAAGGGCGCGCGCCACGGCACCAAGGACUCUUACCUGUACUCACUCGACAAGUUCGCCGAGGCCGAAGGAAUCCCCCAAGAAGAGCUAUACGUCAUUGAUGGAGAGUUCAAGGGUGGCCCCACGCGCUUUAUAAACCACUCAUGCGAGCCCAACUGCCGUCAGUACGUCGUCUCGUACAAUCGCCACGACCCCAAGGUCUAUGAAAUCGCCUUCUUCGCCAUUCGGGACAUUGCCCCCAACGAGGAACUUACCUUCGACUACCUGGACAAAGACGAGCCCGAGGACGAAGAACUUGAUCCAGAAGAGAGGAACGAGGGUGGCAUGAAGCCGGUCAAGUGCCUCUGCGGGGCUCGCAAGUGCAGAGGGUACUUGUGGCUGUAA
Molecule: messenger RNA, 1557 nt
Organism: Diplodia corticola
Lineage: Eukaryota; Fungi; Ascomycota; Dothideomycetes; Botryosphaeriales; Botryosphaeriaceae
Product: set domain-containing protein
Exons: 4
Coding region: 1-1557 (518 amino acids)
Cellular component (GO): nucleus
Molecular function (GO): protein binding; histone methyltransferase activity; zinc ion binding
Source: RefSeq, a predicted model, not a curated record